Messenger RNA from Oreochromis aureus, 1906 nucleotides. It is a transcript of the gene fgf1a, whose product is annotated as fibroblast growth factor 1a. Bases 351 to 815 code for a protein of 154 amino acids. Gene Ontology annotation, cellular component: cytoplasm. Gene Ontology annotation, biological process: positive regulation of cell population proliferation; cell differentiation; regulation of cell migration. The record is from RefSeq and is a predicted model, not a curated record. Gene Ontology annotation, molecular function: growth factor activity; fibroblast growth factor receptor binding. Lineage: Eukaryota; Metazoa; Chordata; Actinopteri; Cichliformes; Cichlidae. The transcript is spliced from 3 exons.
AAAGCAUGUGAAUAAAGGUUUAGUGCUUAUGGCACGUGGCUCUGCUCGUUACUGAUUACCUGAUUAUCAAGUAACGAAAGCAGAAAGUAACGCAGGGUGCUCACACUGGCUGUUUAAAAAGUUACUUUGAAGUCAAAGUGGGCAUUGUUAUUUUCACCCCAGCUGGAGGAUGCUGCCAGGAAUCGGCACCGCGCAUGUAGCUGCCUGUGUGGUCUCGCGCUCGUUCACGGCCACAUAAACACCUGAUCUCUUCAGGGGGACAAAUCCGGUGAGAAUUUCCGCAGGAAACCGAUCCCCUCUCAUCGCACACCCCCCUGCUGUGUUAGAGAGCGAGGUUUCCUCCGAGCAGGAUGGCGGAUGGAGACACGGUGGAGGAUCUGAGUGUGGGAGACAGCGGCCCGCUGCAGCUGAGGGACUACCGGAGACUGGCUCGGCUGUACUGCAUGAAUGGCGGACAUCACCUCCAGAUCCUCCCCGACGGGACGGUGCAGGGCCAGAGGGAAGAGAGUGACGCUCACACUGUUUUAAAGCUCAAAGCUGUGGACAGAGGCGUCGUGGUCAUCCAAGGAACUGAAGCCAGCAGAUAUUUAGCCAUGAGCGAUGAAGGCCGUUUGUACAGUUCACCCACAGUUACAGAUGAAUGUUACUUCCUGGAGAGGCUGGAGGAGAACCACUACAACACAUACCAGCCACAGAAAUAUCACGACAACAACUGGUACGUAGCUCUGAAAAAGAACGGAAAGCCUAAACUCGGCCCGAGAACCCACAUCGGACAGAAAGCCGUCUUCUUUCUCCCCAGGCAGCUGGAUGACUGAAGGAGCAAAACACACAGCGAUACCUCAACCGCAAAGGACCAGAAACACAUAUUAUAACCUCUAAAUCAUCACCAGGACUAUUAACAGGAGGUGGUGGCGUGAAAUCAAGAGAUAAUAAAUCCAGAUAAAAGGGAAGUGUAAAAGCAGUCUGUCUAGUGCAUGAUGAGAUACAGAUCAAAUGUCUCUUUAUUUUAAUAAUACAUCAAAUCUAUAGACACAACAAAUCUCUCUGAUUUUAUUUGGUAGCAGGUCCUCCUAGCUCACAGAACAAAGACAUUUAGAGCAAACAUGAACACAUUAACCUGCAAAUUAACAUGAAUUUGUGCUUCUCGGACUAAGGUUUUCUGGGAAGAGUAAAUAAAUACAUUGCUUCUAAUUAUAUUACAACAAAGCUUUAAGAAUACCAUUAGCUGGCUCAUUGGAGGUUAGUCCCGCUGUACUUUAGCUUUUCUGUAAUCUGUGUUUUGUUCCUGAAACCUUGACUGGAUAGAAAGUGCUACAGAGCUUAAGGCCUAACAAAUUAACCAGUAAAGCUUUCCCAGAAGUGUUGCUGCUCUGUUAUACUUCUAACAGUUACACAUUGCUGCCACUAGAAGCCGCCACAGUGCACGAUGACAUCCCCUCCAAAGAAUUUUUAUUUGCAACACUUUAAUUUACCAGCCCCUUAUACACCACCGACCUAUGAGUUAGCCCCUUUAAUCACACUAUUGACAACUGUUUGUCUGUUCACUGUUUUUCACGGUUUGUCCAAUAAGGCUUCAUAACCUGAGACAAUCAUCAGUACACUCAUCAUCACUUUAAAUAUCCUGCACUGUUUAUUUUACUAUGCACACUUAAUGAGCCUUCAUUUCUAUUCUACUGAGCUCUUGGAGCUAUUUUAUGUUACGCUUUUUUAAAUAUUUGUUGUAUUUUAUUGAACUACUUUAAUAUUACCAUAUUUAUAGUUCUUCAGUUGUACCCCAUUGUAAACCACGAAGUAUGCAGUUGAUAUAAAAAGCGUACACGUGCCUGUUAAAGUGCCUGCGGUAAUGACGUUACAAUAACGAGACCAAGAUAAUAAAACUUUUUCCACCUUUAAUGUGACCUUAAAA